Messenger RNA from Synchiropus splendidus (mandarinfish), 2879 nucleotides. RefSeq names its product v-myb avian myeloblastosis viral oncogene homolog (gene myb). Lineage: Eukaryota; Metazoa; Chordata; Actinopteri; Syngnathiformes; Callionymidae. The transcript is spliced from 15 exons. Gene Ontology annotation, molecular function: RNA polymerase II cis-regulatory region sequence-specific DNA binding; DNA-binding transcription factor activity, RNA polymerase II-specific. Gene Ontology annotation, cellular component: nucleus. The record is from RefSeq and is a predicted model, not a curated record. Gene Ontology annotation, biological process: regulation of DNA-templated transcription. Bases 113 to 1879 code for a protein of 588 amino acids.
GGAGGAGCCGCAAGCUUCUGCUCUUAAAUGAAUGUCAACCUGUCUGCUUCCAGAGAGCUAAGUAAACUCGCGGAGUGAAAGUACGGAACCAGCGAGCCCCUCAAACAGUGACAUGGCUCGGCGGCCGAGAAACAGUGUUUACAGUAGUGAUGACGAUGAGGAGGAGAAUGAGAUGUACGAACACGAUUAUGACGGAACACUGGCGAAGACAGGGAAACGUCACCUUGGGAAAACACGCUGGACACGAGAGGAGGACGAAAAGUUGAAAAAACUGGUGGAGCUUCAUGGAUCUGAUGACUGGAAAGUCAUCGCGAGCUUGCUCUCUAAUCGAACUGAUGUGCAGUGUCAGCACAGAUGGCAAAAGGUUCUGAACCCGGAACUCAUCAAAGGACCCUGGACCAAAGAAGAGGAUCAGAGGGUCAUUGAGCUGGUGCAGAAGUACGGGGCCAAACGCUGGUCAGUGAUCGCCAAACAUCUCAAAGGUCGCAUCGGAAAGCAGUGUCGAGAGAGGUGGCACAACCACCUGAACCCUGAGGUCAAGAAGACAUCGUGGACGGAGGAGGAGGACAGGAUCAUCUACCAGGCGCAUGAGAAGCUGGGCAACCGCUGGGCUGAAAUCGCGAAGCUGCUCCCUGGCAGGACUGACAACGCCAUCAAGAACCACUGGAAUUCCACCAUGAGGCGCAAGGUGGAACAAGAAGGUUACCUCCAGAACACGUCGAAGAACAACCUCUCCAUCAGCCAUGGCUAUGUCAAGAGCAGCAAUCACAUCAUGGGCUUCCCUCACCAUUCGCCCAAUCACGCGCAGCUGCCUCCCUUGUCAUCGCUUAACUACACAUACAUCUCUGACACACAAAGGGUCCCCUUUCCCAUGGCUCUACAUUUGAACAUCGUGAACAUUCCACAGCACGGCACCGCUGCUAUCCAGAGACACUAUAGCGACGAGGACCCUGAGAAGGAGCAGAGGGUGAAAGAGAUCGAGCUGCUGCUCAUGUCCACAGAGAACGAGCUGAGGGGCCAGCCGUCACUACCGAUAAACCUGUCCUAUCCCAGCUGGGCCAGCCACAGCUCCGUGGCCCACAACACGGAGGGCGUGUCGAUGCCGUUGCCUCACCUCCAGACGGCCGCGCCUGCUCUCGAUCAGAGCUGCCUACCGGAGGAGAGCGCGUCUGCGACUCGUGCCCACUGCAACAGCAUUAGCAACAGCUCGCCCUUCUCAAACUCCAUUCCAGAGUUCAUGGAGUCCGUCAUUGACUCGUUCCUGAACCAAUCCAUGAGUCCCGAACAUUCGGACAGUGACAGCCCGACUUUAAGUUCACCAGUGGACACCAAACCGGUGGUUGACCCGACACUCCGAUCUCAAAAACACAGCGAAGUAUUCCGGAGUCCAAACAGCCGUUUGGAGUCUUCUCCUCAACCCCCGGCACCUUUCGGGUCGAGCCUGGCUCUACAGGAGGCCAAGUACAGGCCCCUCAAGCUAAUGAAUUCCCCUCUAGGUCAGAUGGUUGACGCCAUUAAGCAGGAGCCAAUGGAGUGCGCCAUUGAUCAACCACCUCUGAAGAAAAUAAAACAAGAGGUGGAGGCUCCAUGUGAGCGGAGUCCGUGCAUGCAGUGGGAAGGACAAGACCUCCACACGCAGCUCUUCUCCCCCAACGGUCCUGCACAGGAAGUACCAGACAUGCUCGCCAGCUCAUUACUGAGCGAGGACGGACACAAAACCUUCCAUCACCUUCCUCACAGGACCAUGAGCAGCCCACUACAGCAGCAGCUGAGCUCCUGGGAGCAGGUGACCUGCGGGAAGACAGAGGAGCAUGUUCUGGAGUCCGAGCAAAGCCACAGCUACAUGAACACUUACACCACCAGGACACUGGUCAUGUAGACUGAGACGCACUCAGGGACCAUAUCAUUCUCAGCGCUGGACGCGGCGCCACCUAUACAGAACGUGCAACGGUAGCGAGGCAUUGUGUUUCUACACUCGCACUUGUUGAAGUUCAACCAAGCAAAGACAAUCGUUACUUCACACAGUUUUUACCUAUAUAUGAAUUAAUAUUCAGAAUUACUUGGGCUUUUUUUUUACAAUACAAAUGGGGAUGGUUAACUAUGUCAUUUUCACUGGGCUAUUUUUUAAUUCAGAAUUUUGAUAUUAAUAUAAAGAACAAGUUGAUUAAUUUAUUUGUUAUGGUUUUAAUUUUAUUCUCAUGUUUAUAUUUUUAAUAAUUGGCGAUUGCAGCAGUGUUUCUUUAUAAGUAUUUAAAGCCCUUUUAGCAUUAUUCCAAAACUGACUUUUGUUAUUUAGCAGGCUUUCUUCUGAGAAUUUCAAGUGUUCAUAUCAGCCACUAAACUGUUUUCAAGGAGCCCGACUUUGACGGUCUCUUUUUAGUAUUAGCAAACCAGCUACAGAACAUUGGCACCUCUGAUUUCAUCUAGUUUGCAUUUCAAUUCAUGUUGGGCCUUCCACAGUGUCACCCGAGGAGAAACAUCAAAAGAACAAAGGUUAUUUUUACGAUCAACAGAUAUAGUAUAUUUAUGCAUGUGGAUGAUGUGAGCGUCACCCAGUAAGAGUAUGAUCAAGUUGCACUUGAACUUCAUGUCCUCCAUUAAAUGAGAGCGAGUACUAAACACUGAUAUUUUUUUUUACUACAAAGCAAAACCCAACUGAAACUUUUGUAUUAAUGUGAUUUUCGAUGCUUUUAAAAAUGUUCUGUGUUGCAUUUAAGACUGCAGUAGCCCUUAAAAACACUUAGCAGACAAUCUUUUUAUACAAUGCCUUUUUAUAUGUAGCUUUUGUGCGCUAUUGACUUUUUUUUUUCAAUGGAAAAAACAUUUAUACUUGCUAAAAUGUCUUGUUUUUAUACGUUUUUAUACUGCCUAUUGAAUAA